Messenger RNA from Endocarpon pusillum Z07020, 1653 nucleotides. RefSeq lists its product as uncharacterized. NCBI's taxonomy places the organism in Eukaryota, Fungi, Ascomycota, Eurotiomycetes, Verrucariales, Verrucariaceae. The coding region runs from base 1 to 1653 and encodes 550 amino acids. The record is from RefSeq and is a predicted model, not a curated record. Gene Ontology annotation, molecular function: iron ion binding; monooxygenase activity; oxidoreductase activity, acting on paired donors, with incorporation or reduction of molecular oxygen. The transcript has a single exon.
AUGGCCGUAAUACUGCCUACAGCGGUCGUUCUGGCAUAUUACCACACCCCCCCCUCUUGGAUGAUUGACGCUUACCAUGCUGCCCUCCCCCCUGUUCAGCCCAAACCACCACACCACCCAAUCUUGGGUCAUCUCCUCAUCGCCCGCGACUUCGUCAACACGUUUCCUCCGGACGCCCACGCUCACGUUUACGCUGACUACAUACGCCGUAAAUACAACCUCGGCAAAUUCUUCUACCUCGACUUCUGGCCCCUCAAUGAUCAGUUUCUUUAUAUCGCGGACCCUGACAUAGCCAACCAGAUCACCAUCGGCAGUAGUCUACGCAAGAGCCCUAUGGUUCCCGAAUACAUGAAUGUACUGCUAGGAAACCAGAACAUGGUGUGCUUGGAAGGAGCCGCGUGGAAGCGAGUACGCUCUAUGUUCAACCCUGGCUUUGCGGGCGGGCAUCUCAUGACGCUGGUACCGUAUAUCGUUGAUGCGGCCGUCGUAUUCGGGGAUGUGCUGAGAGAAAAGGCGAGGGCGAGUGAAGUGUUCGAAAUGGAGGAGAUUGCCACCUGGCUGACAAUGGACGUUAUCGGCAAAGUGACCCUAGAUGUCGACCUCAACUCGCAGCGGUCAGAACAUCGUAUUGUGACUACUUUCCGGAAACACGUGGCCAUGAUGCCCGUGACCACGCCGGCGGAUCCCUUCAUCGGUCUCAUCGCCAAAUACUUCAACGCGCCCUGGCUCUGGUACAAUGGGCGUAAGCUCGAUCGGUACAUUGGCGAAGCACUUGAUCAAAGAUACGCGAAGCGCUCUGCAGACCAGAAGUCUCGAACUUCCGAAGAUAGCAAGAAGAAAAUUCGCUCCGUGAUCGAUCUAGCCCUGGAUACGUACGAGCAAGAAAUCCAGGACUCAAGCAAGAACCACGGCAGUAGUACAGGGGAGGGCAUGGACCCGGCAUUCCGCUCUCACGCCGUUGAUCAGAUCAAGACUCUCAUCUUCGCCGGUCACGACACCACCUCCUCAACCAUCGCCUGGGCCUUCUACCUCCUACACCAGCACCCUGACGUCCACGCCAAGCUCGUCGAGGAGCUCGACCACGUCCUCGGCCCCAAGACCAGCAAUCCCGCUGACAAGAUCCGGGCUGACAGCUACCUGAUCAACCGCCUCCCCUACCUCACCGCUGUCGUCAAAGAAACCCUGCGCCUCUUCCCACCCGCAUCCACCGUCCGCUACGGCGAUCCCACCGUCACCAUCACCGACCCAGACCACGAGCCAAGCCAGACCUAUCCAACCGCCAACUUCCACAUCUGGGUUGUCGCCCACGCCAUCCACCGCAACGAGACCUAUUUCCCCAACCCCACCGCCUUCAUCCCCGAACGCCAUCUCGAUGACAACCAUCCCUCUUCCACUCCGUUUCCACACGCCAAACAGCACAAAGACGCCUUACGCCCCUUCGAGAAGGGCCCGAGGAACUGCAUCGGUCAGGAGCUGGCCAUGAUCGAGGUGCGGGUGAUCCUGGCCUUGACGGUUCGCGAGUUCGAUUUCGAGGCCGUGUAUCCCGAGCUAAGGGAUCCGAGAGAGGUGAUCGAAGGACAUCGAUGUUAUCAGGUUCUCAAGGGGAGUGCGAAGCCCAAAGGCGGUUUGCCCGGACGGGUGACGGUGAGGUAG